AUGGGAACAGCUGUCCGUCCCAUUCGCUACCUCAUGCUCAAGCCAAAAUAUAUCAGACAUCCCGACGAAUUUUACUUUCCAACUCUCGCUUACAACAGCCAUCUUCACCUGCCUGGAGCUUGUCUGCAUAGCCCAGCACCCGAAUCUGAAGUGGGCCUCAACUACUUGGCCAAGUUUGUCAUUUGGCGAAGCUACAAUAUGACUUGUGCUACGAACUACGUUCGAAAUGUCUGCAUUCUUGGAAUGGAUCAGGUGGCGUUGUUGCAGACUGUGCCACACAUAUCUGCCAACAAGUUCCAUGCUGACUAUCAACCAGAGGCAUAUGACGCGAUGGAGCAAUGGUAUUUCCAACGAGUCGCAGCUGAAGUAAAAUCAGGCUCUUACAACAGGUGCUCAUUUGAUCCGAACAUUUACGCCGAACGUUUGUGUUCACGAUAUCACAUCUAG
Mesocestoides corti is the source of this 447-nucleotide messenger RNA. The record is from the annotation of a GenBank genome assembly. NCBI's taxonomy places the organism in Eukaryota, Metazoa, Platyhelminthes, Cestoda, Cyclophyllidea, Mesocestoididae.